Molecule: messenger RNA, 2654 nt
Organism: Anoplopoma fimbria (sablefish)
Lineage: Eukaryota; Metazoa; Chordata; Actinopteri; Perciformes; Anoplopomatidae
Product: extracellular calcium-sensing receptor-like
Exons: 8
Coding region: 16-2382 (788 amino acids)
Biological process (GO): G protein-coupled receptor signaling pathway
Cellular component (GO): membrane
Molecular function (GO): G protein-coupled receptor activity
Source: RefSeq, a predicted model, not a curated record
CAUAACUACACCACCAUGCCUGAGCCACUCAGAUGCUCACGGAGCAUUGAUUCCCGUGAACUGCGCUUUUCACGCGCAAUGAUCUUCGCCAUCGAGCAGAUUAACAACAGCACGGAGCUGCUGCCGGGCAUCAAACUCGGUUAUCAGAUCUACGACUCGUGCGCCUCGGUGCCCGUGGCGGUGCAUGUGGCAUUUCAGCUUUCAAGCGGCCUGGACCCGGUGUUUUACACCGAUGACAAUUGCUCGCAAUCUGGUGCGCUGAUGGCCAUUGUUGGUGAGUCUGGGUCCACGCCAUCCAUCAGCAUGUCGCGCAUCAUCGGGCCCUUUAAUAUUCCUCAAGUGAGCCACUUUGCCACUUGUGCAUGUCUGUCUGAUAAGCAGCAGUACCCGAGUUUCUUCAGAACAAUCCCGAGUGACCAGUUCCAGGCUGACGCGCUGGCAAAGCUGGUAAAACAUUUUGGUUGGACUUGGAUAGGGGCUAUCCGAUCGGACUCGGAUUAUGGAAACAAUGGUAUGGCGUCUUUCCUGGACGCGGCCCAAAAAGAGGGGAUCUGUGUAGAAUACUCCGAAUCUUUCUACCGGACCAACCCACGGAGCAGGAUCCAGAGAGUAGCUGAAAUUAUCCGCAGGUCGACAGCUUUGGUUGUUGUGGCUUUUACAUCCUCUGGAGACUUAAGGAUUCUGCUGGAGGAGCUGUCGCUAAAGCCCUCUCCACCUCGCCAGUGGAUAGGCAGUGAGUCCUGGGUAACUGACCCAGACAUGCUGAGGUUCAGCUUCUGUGCUGGAGCAAUCGGAUUUGGCAUUGAGCAAUCUGUUAUCCCAGGUCUGAGGGACUUCCUGCUGGAUCUCUCUCCCUCUAAAGUGGCUGCCUCUCCAGUGCUUACUGAGUUCUGGGAGGAUGCAUUCAACUGCAGGCUGGGAAAAAGAUCAGCCACAGACAAUAAUUUGUGUGAUGGAACUGAAGAUAUAGAGACUACCCAGAGCCCGUACACUGACACAUCUCAGCUCCGAAUCACUAACAUGGUGUACAAGGCUGUUUAUGCAAUAGCACAUGCCAUUCAUAAUGCAAUGUGUAAGGAAACACCCUCUAUAGUUCAGUGUGACAAAUUCACCAACAUUGAAUCCAAAAAGGUUCUUACUCAACUAAAAAAUGUAAAUUUUUCCCAAAAUGGUUAUCAUGUGUCAUUUGAUGCCAACGGGGAUCCUGUGGCCACAUACGAGCUGGUUAACUGGCAAAAAACGGAGAGUGGCAGCAUUGAGUUGGUGACAGUAGGGCACUACGAUGCCUCACUGCCGGUGGGCCAGGAAUUCAGUAUCAACAGGAACCUCACCUGGGUGGAGGGUGCCACACAAGUGCCCGUGUCAGUGUGCACUGACAGCUGUCCUCCAGGAACUCGUAAAGUGCUGCAGAAAGGAAAACCAAUCUGCUGUUUUGAUUGUAUACCGUGUCCUGAGGGAGAGAUUAGCAAUGCUACAGAUUCCCCUGAUUGUUUUUCUUGCUCCGAGGAAUUUUGGCCUAACGCAAAGAGAGACACUUGUCUCCCCAAGCCUGUAGAGUAUCUUUCCUUCAAUGAGGCCCUAGGAAUCAUCCUGGUGACAUUCUCAGUUGGUGGUGCCUGUCUUGCCAUUAUAACAGCGGCUGUGUUCCAUCGUCACAGGACAUCCCCGAUUGUCAGGGCCAACAACUCUGAGCUGAGCUUCCUGCUGCUCUUCUCUCUGACUCUCUGCUUCUUAUGUUCAUUAACUUUCAUUGGAGCACCCUCUAAGUGGUCCUGCAUGCUGCGCCACACAGCGUUCGGGAUCACCUUCGUCCUCUGUAUGUCUUGUGUUCUUGGAAAAACUAUUGUAGUGUUAAUGGCCUUCAAAGCCACUCUCCCGGGUCAUAAUAUCAUGAAAUGGUUUGGUCCUCCACAGCAAAGAAUGACUGUAGUGUCUUUCACAUUCAUUCAAGUUAUAAUAUGUACUCUUUGGUUGGUUCUUAGUCCCCCUUUUCCAAUGAAAAACCUAACCACAUACAAAGAGAGAAUCAUUCUGGAGUGUGCAUUAGGCUCAGCUAUUGGGUUCUGGGCUGUGCUCGGGUACAUCGGCCUACUGGCUGUCUUUUGCUUUGUGUUAGCUGUGCUCGCCCGGAAACUACCUGAUAAUUUUAAUGAAGCCAAGCUUAUCACCUUCAGCAUGCUGAUAUUCUGUGCAGUCUGGAUCGCCUUUAUCCCAGCAUAUGUCAGCUCUCCUGGUAAAUUUACUGUGGCUGUGGAGAUAUUUGCCAUUCUGGCCUCCAGUUUCGGACUCAUAUUGUGUAUAUUUGCUCCAAAGUUUUUCAUCAUAUUGUUUAAGCCAGAGAAAAAUACUAAGAAACAUGUAAUGAAUAAAAGUAAGUUAUAAAACAUCUGACGUUUGUAAAAAAAACUAAGAUGGCAAUUUAAGGGACUUUUAACAAAAAUACCUAAGCAACAGAGGGCAAACAGGCAGAACUUGUUUCGUUUGUGUGCUCUUAGCUAAAAAAACAACAACAUCCUGUUGGUACAGAAUAUAACAAUGCCAGUCACGUUCUCAAUUCAACACAUUGACACAAUCAAAGAAUUGUUCCACUCACCUGAUUCUCAUCACCUCUAGCUCACCUUUGUGAAAUUCAUACAUUAACGCUCUACCCCAGG